Propithecus coquereli (Coquerel's sifaka) is the source of this 792-nucleotide messenger RNA. RefSeq names its product kallikrein 1 (gene KLK1). The record is from RefSeq and is a predicted model, not a curated record. The transcript has 5 exons. Gene Ontology annotation, molecular function: serine-type endopeptidase activity. Lineage: Eukaryota; Metazoa; Chordata; Mammalia; Primates; Indriidae. Gene Ontology annotation, biological process: zymogen activation; regulation of systemic arterial blood pressure. The coding region runs from base 1 to 792 and encodes 263 amino acids.
AUGUGGUUCCUGGUUCUGUGCCUCGCCCUGUCCCUGCGGGGGACUGGUGCUGCACCGGCCAUCCAGUCCCGGGUUGUGGGAGGCUGGGAGUGUGAGCAGCAUUCCCAGCCCUGGCAGGUGGCUCUGUACCACUACAGCAACAUCCAGUGUGGGGGCGUCCUGGUGCACCCCCAGUGGGUGCUCACGGCCGCCCACUGCAUCAGUGACAAUUACCAGGUCUGGCUGGGUCGCCACAGCUUGCUUGAAGACGAAGACACAGCGCAGUUUGUCCAUGUCAGUAAGAGCUUCAUACACCCGCUAUUCAACCUGAGCCUCCUGAAGAACUACACCCUCCAGAAAGACGAUGACUACAGCCACGACAUCAUGCUGCUCCGCCUGACGGAGCCCGCCGAGAUCACAGACGCUGUGAAGGUCCUGAAUCUGCCUUUCGAGGAACCCGAACCUGAAUUGGGGAGCAUCUGUUUUGCCUCUGGCUGGGGCAGCAUCACACCAGAGAACCUUUCAUACCCAGACGAUCUCCAGUGUGUGGACCUCAAAAUCCUGCCUAAUGAUGUGUGUGACAAAGCCCACAUCCAGAAGGUGACAGAGUUCAUGCUGUGUGCUGGAUACAUGAGGGGUGGCAAAGACACCUGCAAGGGUGACUCGGGGGGCCCACUGAUCUGCAAUGGCGUGCUCCAAGGACUCACAUCAUGGGGCCAUAUCCCGUGUGCCAACCCCAAGAUGCCCUCACUCUUCAUCAACCUGCAUAAGUACCUUAAGUGGAUCAAGGACACCAUGGAAAACAACCCCUGA